UAUUCGCUGUGGUAAGGUAUAAAAGGCUUGCCGAAUAUAGCAGUUGUCAGAUCAUCGCCAUCGUCUUUCAAGGUACUCUUCUAAGUGAUCCACAAUGAAAUUCUACGCCGUUCUUCUCCUGCUAGUGGUCGUGUUUGUCGCCAACAGCGAAGCAUGGUGGAAGAAGAGGUGCAGGAAAUGUAAGUGGGGAGGAUACGGUGGAGGCGGAUACGGAGGCGGAGGCGGAUACGGCGGAGGGUAUGGUGGUGGUUAUGGCGGUGGUUACGGUGGCGGAUACGGAGCCGGAUAUGGCGGAGGGUAUGGUGGCGGUUAUGGCGGAGGGUAUGGUGGCGGAUACGGAGGCGGUUAUGGCGGAGGGUUUGGUGGAGGCUUCGGACGACACCACUGGAAGAAAUACUAAAGGACUAGUUGAUUUGUGCAGCAAAUAUGCUGUUAAGGACUGACCAACCGAUACGAGACCUGAUCGUCGCCUGACACUUUUUUGUUGUUUAGCUGAAAAUAAUAAACAUAUUUUAGCAUCAAAUAA
Molecule: messenger RNA, 526 nt
Organism: Mercenaria mercenaria
Lineage: Eukaryota; Metazoa; Mollusca; Bivalvia; Venerida; Veneridae
Product: keratin-3, type I cytoskeletal 51 kDa-like
Exons: 2
Coding region: 95-400 (101 amino acids)
Source: RefSeq, a predicted model, not a curated record